Tachysurus vachellii is the source of this 1525-nucleotide messenger RNA. It is a transcript of the gene nptx2b, whose product is annotated as neuronal pentraxin IIb. The transcript has 5 exons. NCBI's taxonomy places the organism in Eukaryota, Metazoa, Chordata, Actinopteri, Siluriformes, Bagridae. The record is from RefSeq and is a predicted model, not a curated record. The coding region runs from base 1 to 1290 and encodes 429 amino acids.
AUGCUUCGUGCUUCCGUUUUGCUCAUGUGCGUUUUUACCAUCACAUGCGUAAAAGCAGUCCACAGCCAGGAGGAGGAGAAGGUGCGCUUUUUGUGCACCGUGAUCCCAGUUGAUAAAGACCCUAGUUGUGGUGUUCAGAAGGAGUUUGUUCAUAGUGUUCAGGGUGAAGGUUUGAAGAAGACGGUGAUUCAGCUCCGGGAGACUGUUGUCCAACAACAAGAAGCAAUAACCCAUCAAAUGGGUGCUAUCAAAGAGCUCACAUCCAAACUGUCUCAAUGUGAGAGCAGCUCGGAGGAGUCUUCAUCGUGGAAGAACAUUAAAGACACCAUGGAUGAUGUGCCGAGAGAUCCAAAUGAAACUCUGGAUGCACUGGGUAAGACCAUGCAGAGUCUGAAGGACAGGCUUCAAAACCUGGAGCAACAGCAGUUGCGAGCCAGCCUCUCUGGAGCUCCAUUUCCCAGUGAACUGCGAGACAUGCUGCAGCAUAGGCUGGAUGAUCUAGAGAGCCAGCUCCUGAGCAAAGUCAAUGAGUUGGAGGAAGAGAAGUCACAGCUGUACAACGAGACAUCUGUUCAUCGCCAGCAAACAGAAAACACCCUUAACACUCUCAUUAAUAGAAUCUCUGACCUGGAGAGAGCAGGUACAGGAUUCAAGUCCCCUGAGGAUUUUAAACUCUCCCUACCACUGCGCACAAACUACCUUUUUGGUAGAGUGAAAAAGAGCCUGCCAGAAAUGUAUGCCUUUACAGUGUGCAUGUGGCUCAAGUCCAGUUCCAGUCCUGGCAUUGGGACCCCUUUUUCUUAUGGUGUCCCCGGGCAAGCAAACGAGAUUGUACUGAUUGAAUGGGGCAACAAUCCAAUAGAGCUACUCAUCAAUGACAAGGUGGCACAGUUACCGUUGUCUCUGAAUGAUGGAAGAUGGCACCACAUCUGCAUUACCUGGACUACCAGAGAUGGUUUAUGGGAGACUUACCAGAAUGGCCAGAAAGUGGGAUCAGGGGAGAACCUGGCUCCAUGGCACCCUAUCAAACCUGAUGGAGUCCUCAUUCUGGGUCAGGAACAGGACAUGGUCGGGGGACGUUUUGAUGCCACGCAGGCUUUCGUCGGGGAGCUGGGUCACUUCAAUAUGUGGGAUCGGGUUCUGAGAUCUGUAGAUAUCAGCGCCAUGGCCAACUGCUCCUCCUAUAUGCCUGGGAAUGUGGUGGCCUGGGCUGACAGUAACAUUGAGGUGUUUGGUGGUGCCUCUAAAGGGCCACUUGAAUUAUGUGAAGACAGAAUUAUUAACAAUUAAAAACUCAAACUGGAACCCAAAUCCUUCUCCUUGUACUUAUUGAUUUUGUGUCAUAUUUUAUUUUAAAUAAUUGUUUUGUAUUUUAUGUUACAGAAUAUGUCUGUGUGCUUUGGAAUGCUAUAUUAUUCAUACUGUGUUAUUUAUGUAGGUUCACUAAUUGUCUGUCUGGAUUUUAUGUUCAACUGUAGUUGUAAAUAUUGAUGCUUUACUAAUAGACUUCUAUUAGAUAGCCAGG